AUGCCCGGCAACUGCUGCACCAUUAUCGCUUGGUCUUGUGCUGUGCUCCGGUUCUUCCGGCCGGAGCUCUUUGCGGUCCUGACCAGGGUGGGUGCACAGAAGCUUCAGGACUGUGAGUGCUACGAAAUCACGAAUCUCUUGUGGAGCAUUGCCGAGCUCUCCAAACGGCAGCCGCGGAUGGCCGAAGAGAUGCAGGGAACCAUACAGGAGCUCAUAGAGGCCGCUGCAAGCUCUUUCCUACAUCGUGGGCCCAAGGCCUGGAAGCUUCAGGUGCUUGUCUCGGCCUUGGUGUCUCUGACCUGCAUUCCAUGCAAGGACUUCUGCUCCAAGUGGUUCAUCCUCUGCAUCGUGCAGGAACUGGCCGAGCGUGGCCAGAACACAGAGUCCACGAACCUUCUGCCACUUGUGAUGGCCUUUGACACCUUGCGGACCAAGAACUUCAAGGUGUUCCAGGAGAUUUGCACAGCCAUGCGCGACCGGCGCCCCGACUUCGUGGCCCGCUACAUGUAUGGAGGUGAGCGCCGCAAGGGGAAGCAGAAAAAAGUGCAAGGCUCAGUAGAGCACAUUGCAGUUCAGUAG
Molecule: messenger RNA, 579 nt
Organism: Symbiodinium natans
Lineage: Eukaryota; Dinophyceae; Suessiales; Symbiodiniaceae
Source: the annotation of a GenBank genome assembly